AUGGUGGGGAAAUCUUUGGCUGCUCCUUUGCUAGCUUUUGAUUCGACAGUUCACCUCUGUUCUUAUCAUAAAAUUGUUUCACUACCGACAGGCAGACCAAUCAAUGUAAAUUUUGCAAUAACGACUCGAGUUUCUAAGAAUUGGGAGUUGCGUUCAACCGCUCAAGUUCAGGACACAGUUCUCAGUGAAGAAGAGAAUAAAAAAUGGGAAUCUUGUAAACAAGCUCUAUCUGCCUUUGGUUUUGCGAACGAGGAAAGUGAAAAAAUCCUCGGCAAAGCAUUUGGACAGAUUCAUUCUCCUUAUUGGGGAGAAGAGAGGAAAAAAGAAGUCCCGAGUUUUGAGGCCGUGAAUGAAAUUUUAAGUUAA
Striga hermonthica is the source of this 366-nucleotide messenger RNA. The record is from the annotation of a GenBank genome assembly. Lineage: Eukaryota; Viridiplantae; Streptophyta; Magnoliopsida; Lamiales; Orobanchaceae.